AUGUCGAGCAGUCCAAUAUCUCAGCUCGCUGCCGACACUCUGGCCCACGCGAGCGAGCCCGCUGUUGCAUCCACCGCAGCCGUAGCUCUGCUUCUCCUGUUUGUGCCCGCUGCAAGGAAGUUCGCUAUCAACGUCGUCUGUCACAUCUACGCCGCCAUUGUCCAUCGACCCUUCCGCGCCUCCACCACGGACUUUUUCUUUUCCUCCCACGAGGCGCCCUUGCCACCCACCCACUCGUUGUGGUACCUCGUCCAAGCGUCAACCACUCUCAAAUGGCGAGCUCAGUCAAAUCGACUUCGGCACGAAAAGGAUAUUCGUUGGGACGACAAGGAUGCUGUCAAGCAUGGCGAUAUGAUCGAAGCCUGGGAUCGCAUCACAGAGUGGGAUUCGCAAUGCUUUCAUCCUCACAAGCUCGAGCAGCUCCGUAAAGUCGGCGAUCCACUGGCUGACGACGCCUUAGACCAACUUGAAAACACGUCUGCCGACUCUCAGAGUCACUCGAGCGACACGCUGCUCAAAAUCUAUCAGCAAACGCUGGCGCACGACGCUUCCAAAGAUCAGCCAUCAGCCUGUUCGGCCUUUUGGAGAGCAAUAGACCGUAGACCUCCGCCUGGGUCAGGAGCCCUCGGGCUGGAUUGGUACCGAUCGUGCUACGGCCAAGAUGCGGUGCGCGAUCUUCCUCAGUGGCCGCGCUACCCUUCCACCAAGCAAAAGGAACCGAUCGCGAACCUGCCGACCUGGACGCCGCAACAACACGCGGCUAUUGAUGCCCAAGAUGAUCCGGCGGAGCUUCAAGCCGAAGCCGAAGUGCUGCGAAGAGGACAGCAAGUCUUCUAUCGCUACGCCGGUCCCAUGCUCACCGUUUUGCUUCAUUUCAGCCUGGCAGGUGGUUUCGCAUCGCCAAGAAUUACCCAAGUGCUCAAGCAGACCGCCUAUCUGGUGCCCAACACCAGCGUCAGCCACGCAAAUCAAGACGCAUCGGGCAGCAGUUCGAGCCUUCCUACCGUGGAAGAGCUACGAACAACCUUCAAGGUCGACAAGGCGCGCGCCGAUCGCACCUGGAGCCGUCUUCUGGAGACCACUCAGUUCAUCUUGGACGUGGUCGAAAAAGUUGUCAGCCUGCGUCCUCCCAGCAUUUCUGCUGCCUCGGACCCAACAGCAAGCAAGAGCGAUUCGCGCCUUGCACCUCUUGAGCGAGGGGGCGAGGGCUGGCAGUCCGCUGUGCGCGUUCGUCUCCUCCACACCACCGUACGUCGUCGCAUCAUGAAGCUGGCCGAAAAGCAUGGCAGCGACCCCUCGACUAGCCUCGACAAUGGCUAUGAUGUCGACACGAACGGUAUUCCGAUCAAUCAGGAAGAUAUGCUGGGUACGCUAUGUGCCUUUUCUUCUGCGCCGCUCAUGAUGAUGCAAAAGAUUGGCUUGCAGCCUACUUCACAAGAGCGCAAGGACUACAUUGCUCUGUGGCGCCACGUCGGCUUCUACAUGGGCAUCGAGCCUGCUCUUUUGCGUCGUGCGUUUGUCGACGCUCACGCAGCCGACCGCACCAUGUUUUGCACCAUCCUGCACCUCUUCAAACAGGUCGAGGUCCAUACCAACCAAUCUGGCGAGCAUCGCACGACGCUGCAGCCAAGGAUGCAGGGACCUACCAUUCCCGUCUUGAUUGCGUGCGCCGACCGCCCACCUUUCCACACUCCGCUUUCGGCCCACGUGGCCAUCUCUCGCCGCCUGCUUGGCAAGUCUAUGGCCGACUCACUCGCUCUACCAGCCUCGUCACCUUCACGCGAGGUGCUGACCGACGUACUCUUCGCGGGAAUGAAAAUGACCAUUCUGUUCGGCCAUUUGUAUCCACGCAAAUCGUGGGAGGAGCGCAAGCUACAACUCGCCCGACCGCUGCUGCGACGACUCAUCGUGUUCAGCUUCGGCAACAAACGCACCAAGUUCGAGAUGCCCGUCCCAACAACAUCGGCAUCGGCAGAAACACAGAGCACCGACAAGGGCAAUAUCGAGACUCAGUCUCACGCACAUCCGGAUGUGCCGGAGGACAAGCAGCUCAUCACGCAGCUUGCACGCGAGUGGCGCCGGUUGAUGAGGGAGAUGUAUGCCGUGCUUUUCCUUGUCGCCUUGCUUAGUCUCACUCCGGCUGUCUACCUCUCCCUGCGACUCUUUGGUCAUUAUUUUUCGUCGUAG
Messenger RNA from Pseudozyma hubeiensis SY62, 2187 nucleotides. RefSeq lists its product as hypothetical. Gene Ontology annotation, molecular function: oxidoreductase activity. The record is from RefSeq and is a predicted model, not a curated record. The transcript has a single exon. NCBI's taxonomy places the organism in Eukaryota, Fungi, Basidiomycota, Ustilaginomycetes, Ustilaginales, Ustilaginaceae. Bases 1 to 2187 code for a protein of 728 amino acids.